AUGAAUUCCAAAAUGAAACAGAAACCGAACGUGGAAAAACCAUCAGGAUCUUUGCAGAAGUACCUCACAGACACUACAUGCAGUGCUGCCCCAAGACAAACUCUUAAAAUGAUUCAGCCUUCAGCAGCAGGUUGCCUGGUUGGCAGACGUAAUGAGAAGAAAUCUUCAGUCAAAAGGAAACUCUGGAAUAACAAGUUCACCUCAAAGGCUUGUAAAGCUGAGGUGCCUGGGGACAAAGAGCAAGAAAAUGAGAAUACAAAAGAUGUCAUUCAAGCUGUAGAUCUCAUGAUAAAAGGAAGCCCUUCAUCUCAAUAUUGGAAAGAAGUGGCUGAAGAAAGGAGGAAGGCUCUGUAUGAAGUGCUUCAGGAAAAUGAAAAGCUGCACAAAGAAAUUGAACAGAAAGAUGGUGAAAUUGCCCGCCUGAAAGAAGAAAAUGAAGAGCUCAUGUCACUUGCUGAACAUGUGCAUUAUAUGACCAGCAUGAUUGAGAGGUUAACUCGGCAAGCACCUGAUGAGACACUGAAGAGUCUGGCUCUAGAGGAAUCCAAACAAGAAAAUGAAGAGCUUAAUGGAGAUGAUGCAGACAACCCUUCUGAAGAAGGGCCAUCAGAAGUAUCAUGUGGCUUAAGGGAGAGUCCAUCAGAUCUUGCUUCAAAGGAAGCAUGUCAUUUGCAACUGGAAUGA
Charadrius vociferus (killdeer) is the source of this 684-nucleotide messenger RNA. RefSeq names its product geminin, DNA replication inhibitor (gene GMNN). Gene Ontology annotation, biological process: negative regulation of DNA replication; negative regulation of cell cycle. The transcript is spliced from 6 exons. NCBI's taxonomy places the organism in Eukaryota, Metazoa, Chordata, Aves, Charadriiformes, Charadriidae. Bases 1 to 684 code for a protein of 227 amino acids. The record is from RefSeq and is a predicted model, not a curated record. Gene Ontology annotation, cellular component: nucleus.